AUGACGGUGAAAAUUGAGACGGCGGUAGGUGACGACAUGCUUGAGCAAGCGAUCGAAGCCAUUACCAAGUCAGCCAAUACCGGCAAAGUGGGGGACGGCAAGAUCUUCGUGACAGCGUUGGAUGAAGUCGUUCGUAUUCGAACCGGGGAAACCGAUACGCUCUACUUCCUGGUCAUGGGCGUGCUUGUCAUGUUCAUGGCGCCCGGUUUUGCCAUGCUCGAAGCGGGCAUGGUGCGGGCUAAAAACACGUCCGAAAUCUUACUUAAAAACGUCGCUCUGUUUUCCAUUGCGUCCAUCAUGUACCUGUUGGUCGGUUACGCGAUCAUGUACGGCGAUGGCAGCGGUUGGAUGCCUGGCUUUGGCUUCCUGAUUGGUGCCGAAAACACCACGGAAGAAGUCCUUGCCUCAGGCGGUGACACCUACUAUUCAGCGCGUUCUGACUUCUUUUUCCAGGUUGUCUUUGUUGCAACCGCCAUGUCCAUUGUGUCUGGUGCCGUGGCUGAACGUAUGAAACUGUGGGCAUUUCUUGCCUUUGCAGUGGUUAUGACCGGCUUCAUCUAUCCUGUCCAGGGCUUCUGGAAAUGGGGUGGCGGUGGCCUCGACGAGCUGGGCUUCUUAGACUUUGCAGGCUCGGGUGUUGUUCAUAUGUGUGGUGCAGCAGCAGCGCUCGCGGGUGUUAUUCUGCUUGGCCCACGUCUGGGUAAAUAUGGUCCCAACGGGCAGAUUAACCCAAUUCAAGGUGCCAACAUGCCACUGGCCACGCUGGGUAUGUUUAUCCUCUGGUUUGGCUGGUUCGGUUUCAACGGUGGUUCUGAGCUUAUGGUCAGCAACGUUGAUGAAGCGAAUGCCGUGUCACAAGUAUUUGUGAACACCAAUACGGCAGCUGCAGGCGGCCUGGUUGCGGCGCUGAUUCUGGCGCGCAUCAUGUUUGGUAAAGCGGAUCUGACGAUGGCGCUCAACGGUGCGUUGGCAGGUCUGGUAUCGAUCACAGCAGAACCGCUUACCGGCUCUAACCUGGCUUCCCUGGGUAUAGGUGCUGUAGGUGGCGUGAUUGUUGUGCUGUCGAUUGUCAUGCUCGAUAAGCUGAAAAUCGAUGACCCUGUAGGCGCCAUCUCAGUCCACGGUACGUGUGGUAUCUGGGGUCUGUUGGCGGUCGUGAUCACCAACUCUGAUGCCACCAUUGGUGCGCAGUUGAUCGGUAUUGCAGUGAUCUUCGCCUGGACCUUUGGGGUCAGCUUGAUCGUCUGGUUGAUCAUCAAAGCCGUUAUGGGUAUCCGAAUCUCUGAAGAAGAGGAAUACAACGGCGCAGACAUUACUGAAACCGGUAUCGAAGCUUAUCCGGAGUUUUCCAAAGGCUGA
Molecule: messenger RNA, 1359 nt
Organism: Symbiodinium necroappetens
Lineage: Eukaryota; Dinophyceae; Suessiales; Symbiodiniaceae
Source: the annotation of a GenBank genome assembly